UUUCAAAACAAAAGGUUGAAGGGGCAACGGCUUGCUCAAUGCGUAACUUUUGGGUGGAUUGAAAAAACGUGGAUAAAGGCUUUGGUCACCAUGGAUUUACAGACUUUGGCCACCGUGCUGCAAUCUGCUCUCAGUACCAAUCCAGAGGAGCGAAAAGCCGGAGAGGAGCGGCUCAAUCAGUAUCAACAUGUUCAGGGACAUCUCGCAGGUCUGCUUCAAAUUAUUGUGGCGGCACAUGUUGAUCUAUCAAUUCGUCAAUGUGCCAGUAUUUACUUCAAGAAUGUGAUCGCAAGGGAUUGGGUGCCUCGAGAACCUGUUGCGGUACCAAAAAUAUCUGAUACUGAUAAGGCACUAGUGAGAGAAAAUAUUUUGGAGGCAAUUGUGCAGGCUCCUUACAUUAUAAGGGUCCAACUUGGUGAGUGCCUUAAGACUUGUAUCCAUGCUGAUUAUCCCGAGCAGUGGCCGGAUCUCUUACCCGCCAUUUUUAACAACUUGAAGUCUCAAGAUCAGCAACGAGUUUACGGUGCUCUUUAUGCUUUGCGCAUUCUGACUCGCAAAUAUGAGUUUAAGGAUGAAGAGGAGCGAGCACCAGUUUAUCACAUUAUUAAUUCGACCUUUCCGGUUUUGUUGGAAAUUUUGAACCAUCUUUUAGCACUUCCGAACCCUACAAUCGAAGUCGCGGAUCUUAUUAAGCUGAUAUUGAAGAUCUUCUGGUCAUCAGCUUAUCUGGAGAUUCCUAAGCUGUUGCAUGAUGUCAACACAUUUACUGGAUGGAUGUCGAGCUUUCACAAUCUCUUGGAGAGGCCUGUCCCUGUUGAAGGCCAGCCCACUGAUCCUGAACAACGGAAAGUAUGGGGUUGGUGGAAAGUUAAAAAGUGGACUUUGCAUAUCAUGAACCGGCUGUACAACAGGUUUGGUGAUCCGAAGAUGUCGAAGCCGGAGAACAAAGCUUUCGCUCAAAUGUUCCAGAAGAGCUUUUCGGGGAAAUUUUUGGAGCUUUACAUGAAGCUUCUGAGUGUUGUGCGGGAGAAUGGGUAUCUGCCUGAUAGAGUUAUCAACUUGGCUCUACAAUAUCUCAGCACCAGUGUAUCCAAGGCUAUCACUUAUCAGUUAUUGAGACCUCAACUGGAUGUCGUUCUAUUCGAAAUCAUAUUCCCCCUUAUGUGUUUCAAUGAUGCUGACGAUCAAUUAUGGCGAGAAGAUCCACAUGAAUACGUUCGGAAAGGUUACGAUAUUAUUGAGGACAUGUACAGCCCCCGUACAGCGGCCAUAAACUUCAUAUCUGAACUGGUCAGAAAGCGAGGGAAAGAAAACUGGCAGAAAUUUUUAGCAUUCAUUGUGGAGGUUUUCAGAAGGUAUGAUGAAGCUCCGCAAGAUCAGAAACCUUACAGGCAAAAGGAUGGAGCGCUGCUGGCUGUUGGCGCUUUGAAUGACAAGCUGAAACACACAGAGCCUUACAAGUCCCAACUUGAAACUAUGUUGGUCAACCAUGUCUAUCCUGAAUUCAGAAGUCCUGCGGGUCAUCUUAGAGCUAAGGCUGCAUGGGUAGCAGGACAAUACGCGGAUAUUACAUUCUCAGAUCAACGCCAUUUCACAGCUGCUUUGCAUAGUGUGGUGGCAGCUCUUACUGACCCUGAGCUCCCAGUUCGCGUUGAUUCUGUUGUUUCGCUUCGAACGUUCGUCGAAGCGUGUAAAGAUCUGAGUGAGAUUCGACCGAUCCUACCUCAACUGCUUGAUGAAUUCUUCAAGCUGAUGAACGAGGUUGAGAAUGAGGACCUUGUAUUCACACUGGAGACGAUUGUGGAUAAAUUUGGGGAAGAAAUGGCACCCUAUGCACUCGGCCUUUGCCAAAAUUUGGCUGCCGCAUUUUGGAAGUGCUUGGAGGCUUCAGAGAAUGAUGGGGACGAGGAUGAUUCCGGAGCUCUGGCCGCUGUGGGUUGCUUGAGAGCCAUAGGCACUAUUUUGGAGUCAAUCAGUCGGCUACCUGAACUCUACCCUGCGAUUGAGCCCACACUUCUUCCUAUCAUGCAACGGAUGCUGACAAUUGAUGGUCAAGACAUUUUCGAGGAGGUGCUGGAGAUAGUUUCAUAUAUGACUUAUUUUUCGCCUGUGAUUUCACCGAACAUGUGGAGUUUGUGGCCACUUAUGGUCGACUCGGUUCAAGAAUGGGCUAUUGAUUAUUUUGGGAAUAUUUUGGUGCCACUGGAUAAUUAUGUUUCAAGGAGCACGGAGCACUUCCUGACAUCCACUCAACCGGAUUACCAAUCAAGUCUCUUCAAAGUGCUAUCGACAUUAAUGGUGGAUGAGAAAUUCGAAGACGCAGACAUCGAACCGGCUCCUAAGCUAAUUGAGGCAGUGCUGCAAAACUGCCGUGGACGGGUGGACCAGUGGUUGGAGCCUUACUUGCGUAUUAGCAUAGAAAGGCUUCGUAAAACGCGGAAAAAUUACUUGAAGGACUUGCUUGUUAAUGUGGUUGCCAAUGGGCUUUAUUACAAUGCAUCCAUGACCCUUACCAUCCUGCAACAUUUGGGAGUGACUAGUGAGUUUUUCCAAACGUGGUUCCGAAUGCUUUAUGAGGUGAAGAAGUCGGGCAAACCUCUGCACUUUGUCAGGGAACAUGACAAGAAGGUCUGUAUCUUAGGAUUGGCUUCGUUGCUGGCUGUUCCUACUGCGGCCAUGCCACCUGAACUGCAAGCUGGACUGGAUCAAGUUUUCAAGGCUCUGUUGAAAUUGCUAGUUGCUUACAAAGAGCAGCGUGCAGAGGCAGCGAAGCUUGAGGAAGCAGAAGAGGAUGAGGAAGAGGAAUGGGAUGGAACGGCUGACGAUGGAGUAUGGGACAAAGAAAUUGAUGAUGAUGAGGAGGAUGACGGUGAUGGUGAGAGCACAGAGAAAUUGCAAAAGCUAGCAGCGCAGGCCAAGGCUUUCUCACAUGCUGAUGACUCUGAUUCUGACUUUGAGGACUUCGCCGAUGACGAAGAGUUCCAGGCUCCUAUUGACAACAUCGACGCAUUUGUCUUCUUCUCUGAUGUUAUGAAAGCGAUAUCGGUGUCAGAUCCAGCAAGGUUCCAAGCCUUGUCGAGCUCUUUGGACUUCCAACACCAGGCCUGGGCUCAUGGUUUAGCUCAGCACGCUGAGGAGAGGCGGAAGGAAAUUGAAAAAGAGGCUAUGGAGAAGGCAGCUGCUGGGAGUGGAGGAAUCACUCUUCAAUAGAGUCAAUUUAGACAAAUCUGCUCAUUCGAUACAUAAUUUUGUUGGGGGGCGUUGUAUUGCGGUCAUUUAGCUAGUUAUAAUGUGAGAAAGUUCCCUUCAGAUAUGAAAUUGUUUUCACCAUGUUGGCCAAUAAUGUGAUAGGCAUUUAAGAGCAAUUGUUCAUCCGAAAGCAUAGGUCGAAGUUUACAAAGAGGACCACACUAUAGAAGUCCACAAUCUGUGGUUCCUCUUUACAUUUCUGUACACCACAAAAGUGGUAAUGGACUUUAAUUCCAUUAAGAUUAUUGAGUCAUUUUUAUCCUUUCCGUAAUUU
Physcomitrium patens is the source of this 3523-nucleotide messenger RNA. Its product is annotated as importin beta-like SAD2. Gene Ontology annotation, molecular function: small GTPase binding. Gene Ontology annotation, cellular component: nuclear envelope; cytosol. The record is from RefSeq and is a predicted model, not a curated record. Gene Ontology annotation, biological process: protein import into nucleus. Lineage: Eukaryota; Viridiplantae; Streptophyta; Bryopsida; Funariales; Funariaceae.